This is a messenger RNA of Trichoderma atroviride IMI 206040, 785 nucleotides long. RefSeq names its product mitochondrial 54S ribosomal protein uL11m. Gene Ontology annotation, biological process: translation. Gene Ontology annotation, cellular component: ribosome; mitochondrial large ribosomal subunit. The record is from RefSeq and is a predicted model, not a curated record. NCBI's taxonomy places the organism in Eukaryota, Fungi, Ascomycota, Sordariomycetes, Hypocreales, Hypocreaceae. Gene Ontology annotation, molecular function: large ribosomal subunit rRNA binding; structural constituent of ribosome.
GUCGCGAGAUCGAUAUUGCGCAUCGCCCCAAUCCUCCGCAAAGCAGCCGCAAUCAUGUCAAAGGCAGCAAAAGGCGCCGCGGGCGGAGUCGACACAAUCGUCAAGCUGAUUGUGGGCGCCGGCCAGGCCAGUCCCAGCCCUCCAGUUGGUCCUGCUCUGGGAAGCAAGGGUGUCAAGUCUAUGGACUUUUGCAAGGAAUUCAACGCCAGAACCGCCAACAUCGUGCCUGGAACGCCAAUGCCGUGCCGAGUCACCGUCCGGCCAGACCGGUCGUUCACCUUUGAUCUCAGAACACCGCAGACAUCCUGGCUGCUGCUCAAUGCGGCCGGAGCGCCAGUGGGCAAGAAGGGAAACAGAAAAGGCGUCAGCAAGCCUGGCCACGAGACGGUUGGCACCAUCAGCUUGAAGCACGUCUACGAAAUCGCAAAGAUUAAGCAGUCGGAACUUCGACUCUCUGGACUAUCGCUGGAGGGACUGUGCCGGUCCGUUAUUUUCCAGUGCAAAUCAAUAGGAAUCGAUGUGGUGGCUUGACGAAAUAAUGAUACCAACCAAAAAAAGCAAGGAAAAUGCCAAAAAAAGAAGAAAAGAAUUGAAUAAAGAAUUGAACAAAAGAGGUGUUCUGGUGACGGUUUCGGUCAUCUCAGCAUAAGUCAAAAACAAGCUGUCUGAGAUGGUGUACAACAAAAAUACUAGGGAGAUACGAAAGUGUACGAUCAAGUUUCGAAAGACAUAUAUAUCAUAGACAUGGACAAUUACUCCUUUCCAAUUUAAGGCAUCUUUUUUCA